GCUGGCCUUAAACUCACUAUGAAGUCCAAGCUGGCUGCAAACUUGCAAUGAUCCUCCUCUUCAGCCUCUUGAGUCCUGGGAUUACAGAUUCUUGUUGAAGUCUGUUAAUUCUACAUUUUGAACAGUUAUGAAUAACCACGCAUCUUCCAAACCAUCUACCAUGAAGCUAAAACAGACCAUCAACCCCAUUCUUUUAUAUUUCAUACAUGUUAUAAUAUCACUUUAUACUAUUUUAACUUAUAUUCCAUUUUAUUUUUUCUCUGAGUCAAGACAAGAGAAAUCAAACCAAGUUAAAGCCAAGCCUGUAAAUUCAAAACCUGAUUCUGCAUACAGAUCUAUUAAUAGUUUGGAUGGUUUGGCCUCGGUUUUGUAUCCUGGGUGUGAUACACUAGAUAAAGUUUUCAUGUAUGCAAAAAACAAAUUUAAAGACAAAAGACUCUUGGGGACACGUGAAAUUUUAAACGAAGAAGAUGAAGUACAACCAAAUGGAAAAAUUUUUAAAAAGGUUAUUCUCGGGCAAUAUAAUUGGCUGUCCUAUGAAGAUGUCUUUGUUCAAGCCUCUAAUUUUGGAAAUGGCCUACAGAUGUUGGGUCAGAAACCUAAGACCAACAUCGCCAUCUUCUGUGAGACCAGGGCCGAGUGGAUGAUUGCUGCACAGGCGUGUUUUAUGUAUAAUUUCCAGCUUGUGACGUUAUAUGCUACCCUAGGAGGACCAGCCAUUGUUCAUGGUUUAAAUGAAACAGAGGUGACCAAUAUUAUUACCAGUAAAGAACUCUUGCAAACAAAGUUGAAGGAUAUAGUUUCGUUGGUCCCACGCUUGCGUCACAUCAUCACUGUUGAUGGGAAGCCAGCCACCUGGUCGGAGCUCCCCAAGGGCAUCGUCGUGCACACCAUGACUACAGUGCAGGCCCUGGGAACAAAGGCCAACACGGAAAAUGAACCUCAGAGCAAACCGUUGCCCUCAGAUAUUGCAGUAAUCAUGUACACAAGUGGAUCCACAGGAAUUCCCAAAGGAGUCAUGAUCUCGCACAGUAACAUCAUUGCUGGGAUAACUGGGAUGGCGAGGAGGAUUCCAAAAGUAGGAGAGGAAGAUGUAUACAUUGGAUAUCUGCCCCUGGCUCAUGUUCUAGAAUUAAGUGCUGAGCUCGUUUGUCUUUCUCAUGGAUGCCGCAUUGGCUACUCUUCACCACAGACUUUAGCAGAUCAGUCUUCAAAAAUCAAAAAAGGAAGCAAAGGGGAUACCUCCAUGUUGAAACCAACACUGAUGGCAGCUGUUCCGGAAAUCAUGGAUCGGAUCUACAAAAAUGUCAUGAAUAAAGUGAAUGAAAUGAGUAGUUUUCAACGGAAUUUAUUUAUUCUGGCCUAUAAUUAUAAAAUGGAACAGAUUUCAAAAGGCCGUAGUACUCCACUGUGUGACCGCUUGGUUUUCCGGAAAGUGCGAAGCUUGCUAGGGGGAAACAUUCGCCUUUUACUGUGUGGCGGUGCUCCGCUCUCCGCGACCACACAGAGGUUCAUGAACAUCUGUUUCUGCUGUCCCGUGGGUCAGGGCUAUGGACUCACUGAAUCCACGGGGGCCGGAACGAUCACGGAAGUGUGGGACUACAAUACUGGCAGGGUUGGAGCACCAUUAGUUUGCUGUGAAAUCAAAUUAAAGAACUGGGAAGAAGGUGGAUACUUUAAUACUGAUAAACCACACCCCAGGGGUGAAAUUCUUAUUGGUGGCCGAAAUGUGACAAUGGGAUACUACAAAAAUGAAGCAAAAACAAAAGCUGACUUUUUUGAAGAUGAAAACGGGCAGAGGUGGCUCUGUACUGGAGAUAUUGGGGAGUUUGACCCUGAUGGCUGUUUGAAGAUUAUUGAUCGGAAGAAGGACCUUGUAAAACUACAGGCUGGAGAGUAUGUUUCUCUUGGGAAAGUAGAGGCAGCUCUGAAGAAUCUCCCGCUGAUAGAUAACAUUUGUGCAUAUGCAAACAGUUACCAUUCUUACGUCAUUGGAUUUGUUGUGCCAAAUCAAAAGGAACUAACAGAACUAGCUCGAAAGAAAGGACUUAAAGGGACUUGGGAGGAGCUGUGUAACAGUAGUGAAAUGGAAAAUGAGGUCCUUAAAGUGCUUUCUGAAGCUGCUAUUUCAGCAAGUCUGGAAAAAUUUGAAAUUCCAGUAAAAAUUCGCUUAAGCCCUGAACCAUGGACCCCCGAAACUGGUCUGGUGACAGAUGCCUUCAAGUUGAAACGCAAGGAACUUAAAACACAUUACCAGGCGGACAUUGAGCGAAUGUACGGAAGAAAAUAAUUACUCCCUUUCGGCAUCAGUUUGCUGCAGUGAGCUCAGAUCAAAUAGGAAAAUACUUGAACAAUGCAUGUCUCAAACUGAGGCACACUCCAUUCUCCGUGUUAAACCCAAACCGUUACUUCUCGUGACAUCACAUUUUUAACUGACAGGCUUAGUAAAAUACUAAGACAGCAAACUGUCUGUCUCUUCUUUCCUUUUUCUCCUUUGGUUUACUUUACCACCUAUGACUGUGCUUGUCAGGAGAAAUUUUCAUGAUCAUAUUGGGGAAGCAGUGAUUUUAAAACCUCAAGUUUUUAAACAUGAUUUAUAUGUUCUGUAUAAUGUUCAGUUUGUAACUUUUUAAAGUUUGAAUGUAUAGAGGGAUAAAUAAGAAUAUAAAAAUUGGUUAUUUGGGAGAUUUUUUACUUAAUGUAUUUAAAAACACAAGGGUCCUUAUGUGAAAUUAUGUAAAUUUCAAAUGCUUAUGAAUCAAAUCAUUGUUGAACAGAAGAUUUGUUGUUGUGUAAUUAUUGUCUUGUAUGCAUUUGAGAGAAAUAAAUAUACUUACGUUUCAAGAAAUUGA
Chinchilla lanigera (long-tailed chinchilla) is the source of this 2852-nucleotide messenger RNA. RefSeq names its product acyl-CoA synthetase long-chain family member 3 (gene Acsl3). Gene Ontology annotation, molecular function: long-chain fatty acid-CoA ligase activity. NCBI's taxonomy places the organism in Eukaryota, Metazoa, Chordata, Mammalia, Rodentia, Chinchillidae. The record is from RefSeq and is a predicted model, not a curated record. Gene Ontology annotation, cellular component: plasma membrane; lipid droplet; endoplasmic reticulum. Gene Ontology annotation, biological process: neuron differentiation; long-chain fatty-acyl-CoA metabolic process; long-chain fatty acid metabolic process.